Anopheles marshallii is the source of this 621-nucleotide messenger RNA. It is a transcript of the gene RpS8, whose product is annotated as 40S ribosomal protein S8. Bases 1 to 621 code for a protein of 206 amino acids. Gene Ontology annotation, biological process: maturation of SSU-rRNA from tricistronic rRNA transcript (SSU-rRNA, 5.8S rRNA, LSU-rRNA); translation. The transcript is spliced from 4 exons. Lineage: Eukaryota; Metazoa; Arthropoda; Insecta; Diptera; Culicidae. The record is from RefSeq and is a predicted model, not a curated record. Gene Ontology annotation, cellular component: cytosolic small ribosomal subunit; ribosome. Gene Ontology annotation, molecular function: structural constituent of ribosome.
AUGGGUAUUAGCCGCGAUAGCUAUCAUAAGAGGCGAGCCACCGGUGGCAAGAAGGCCGCCAUCCGCAAGAAGAGGAAGUAUGAGUUAGGACGCCCGGCCGCCAACACCAAGAUUGGUGUAAACCGUGUCCACUUCGUGCGAACCCGCGGUGGUAACAGGAAAUUCCGCGCGCUCCGUCUGGAUUCGGGCAACUUUGCCUGGGGCUCGGAGGGUAUGGCCCGCAAGGCACGUAUCAUCGAUGUGGUGUACAACGCAUCGAACAACGAGCUGAUCCGUACCAAGACGCUGGUGAAGAACGCGAUCAUCGUCAUCGAUGCCGCACCAUUCCGCCAGUGGUACGAAAGCCACUACCUGCUGCCGCUGGGCAAGAAGCGUGAGCUGAAGGCCGGCGAAGAGGAUGUGCUGAGCAAGAAGCGUAGCAAGAGCAACACGCGGAAAUAUGUGAAGCGCCAGAAGAACGCCAAGAUCGACCCCGCGGUGGAGGAACAGUUCAACGCUGGUCGUCUGCUCGCCUGUAUCGCUUCCCGCCCCGGACAAGUUGGCCGUGCCGAUGGUUACAUCUUGGAAGGCAAGGAACUUGAAUUCUACCUUAAGAAGAUCAAGAACAAGAAGUCCAAGUAA